Messenger RNA from Hippocampus comes (tiger tail seahorse), 4082 nucleotides. RefSeq names its product ras and Rab interactor 2. NCBI's taxonomy places the organism in Eukaryota, Metazoa, Chordata, Actinopteri, Syngnathiformes, Syngnathidae. The record is from RefSeq and is a predicted model, not a curated record. Gene Ontology annotation, biological process: signal transduction; vesicle-mediated transport. The coding region runs from base 366 to 3311 and encodes 981 amino acids. The transcript has 13 exons. Gene Ontology annotation, molecular function: guanyl-nucleotide exchange factor activity; small GTPase binding. Gene Ontology annotation, cellular component: cytosol; endocytic vesicle.
GAUGAGGGAGAAAAACAUCAUUUUCUUUGUGUGCAAGUAACGCGUGAAUCAUCACAGCCGUGAAUCUUGACGGCACACCGACAAGUAGCAACUGUUACUUCUGUUGUCGACAGACAAAAUGAGGACGUCUGCUGGAAAGUAUGCAAGUGUGUGGGCCAGCGCGUGUGUAAACAGUUCUGGUGAAUUCCGCAGACGUCCGGCGUCUGCGAAUUGAAAAGAGGAGACCCGAAAACAUUCUGCACUGGCGGACAAAUGUGGGGCAAAUGGACGUUUGAGGACCCUUCGGAAAGAGCUCCGGCCCGCCCAUUGACGCAGAUGUAAACACACAGCCAUCAAGCGAUUGUCCACAUCAAAAGUAAAACAAAAUGGACUCUAAAACUCCAAGCCACAAUCCUCAAGAUGUUCCGAUGAUUCGAAGCGGCAGCUUCUUCAAGCUGAUUGAUGCAUUUGCACUGGAGAUUGGGGAGUUAAAGAAGGAGAUGGUUCACACCUCUUCCACAGUGGACCUGGAGCCCGUGGACCUACAAGGGCCGGAGAGAGACGUGUGUGGCGACAUGAGUGCCAUUGAUCUGGGGUCCCCCCAAAGUGGCAGCGCGAGAUGUGAAAGGGAUUAUGGAUAUGACUCAUUACGGAGGAGGAUGAGCGUGUUGGACAGACUGACUCAAACCCACCUCGUGUGGCUGCUGCUGACAGUCAAUGAAGAGGAGGCCACACACAUCCUACUUAAACAGCCGCCAGGGGUUUUCUUGGUAAGGAAGUCAGUCACACUGCAGAGGAAGGUCCUCUCUGUGCAUCUGAAAGAUGAUCGGGCAGGGAGCUCCAUCAGCCACUUCCCCAUCAGAGAGAGCCAGUAUACAUUUUCUCUUGAUGGAUCUGGGAUCAGCUUUGCAGAUCUUUUCCGCCUGGUGGCUUUCUACUGUAUAAGCAGGGAUGUGUUGCCCAUGCCUCUCAAACUACCCGAAGCCAUUGCAUCUGCCAAGACACAAAAAGAUCUAGAAGAGGUGGCUCAACUUGGACCAGGCUUUUGGGACUCUGCCCUGUCCAGCCAGCGGGCGACCUCCCACCCUCCCCGUCGACCUUCAAGCCGAACUCUCAGCCCCCAACGGAUAAGCAGGACCGGCGAGGACCAGGGGUCGGAGCAGUGUUAUACUGGGCCCCAGUGUGACAGCGCACCACCAACAUUACGCCACCGGACUCCUUCCUCCAGAAGUGACAAAAGGCAUUCCAAUGCUACUCUCUGCUUUGUCAACCCACUGUUUUUCCAGACUCGGCAGCACCACCACUGUACAGAAGAUCCAACUUCACAUGAGUCUAACAACGUGCCUAUGACACCCACAAGUGGCGGCCAAGAGAGCAAGCAGCACCCAGACGAAAUUCAAGUGAACCGCAAAUCGCAACCCCCUCCUCGUCCUCCCCCACCUCGCUUGAUGCUGCGCAAGCGACCGGCACCACCUCCACCUGGAGUUCCAGCUCUUACCACCAGACCCAAAAGCAUGCCAAUGGCCAUUCCCGUGGCCCCACGACAACAGCCUGCCCCCACCCGGCGCCCGGCCCCGCCUCGACCGACAAUAGGUACUAAACACAGCGGCCCACUCAAAGGUUCACCAAGAUCGCCAAUCCCUGUGCCUUCAAACCCACCACCUCCAAGACCGAAUAAGCCCGUUGUGGACCACCACUGCCACGUUGCCCUUGAUGAUGAGACCAUUGCUCAAGCUUUGUCUAGAGUCAAGCUCCCCGCUUCCGUUCUGGAUCAUCUUCCACUGGAGGACAGCAGCGUGAGUCCAUCAAUCCAAAACAAGAGGAGACUUCAACGGCUCAGUGACAUGAGCAUGUCGACUUCUUCCUCUGAUUCAUUGGAAUAUUCACAGUCUCCUGGGUUAUCCCUGGGCCUGGGCUCCAGCCAGUCAUGCCAUCUUAACCAUCAAGAGAAUGUAGAGGACACGAGUGAGGAUGAUGAUGAUGAUGACGAGGAUGGCGAAGAGGAAGUGGAGGAGGACUACGGUGUGGGCCUAGAGGCUGACUUGGAAAUGCGUCUGCGUCCGUCCUUUAAAGCUAGAAGUCGCAGGGUGGGUGUGAGUCUAAGUGGGGGAUCAUUUAUUCUUCCCCGGGCCUUAAAGGGACGCCUACGCAAGGUCAGCGGUAUGCUCACAUCUUUGAUGACUCCAGAGAGACGGACAGUGAAAAAGAUAGCUGAGCUGUCUCGGGAUAAAAGUUCAUAUUUUGGCUCACUGGUUCAGGACUAUAUCAGCUUUGUUCAGGAGAAUCGUGGUUGCCACACAUCGGGAGAGGAUUUUUUGCAGACACUCAGGCAGUUCAUGACGCAGAUGAAAGCUUACCUGUGCCAAAGCUCUGAGCUGGACCCUCCGAUCGAAUCGCUCAUCCCUGAAGAUGUGAUUGAACAUGUGCUGGAAAAGGCCAUGCACAAGUGUGUGCUGAAGCCCCUGAAGACUUUCAUCGACGUGGCCUUACAUGAUUUCCAGGUUCGCAGUGGAGAUUGGCAGCAGAUGAAAGAGAAUUUGGCCUUGGCUAAAUCCAAGAGGCCUCAGGAGCUGGGCGUGGAUGGUGCAGUACCGCCUGACGCUGUGGCAAUUGAGAAGAUUCGACAUAAGUUUCUUGACAUGAGGAAGAUGUACUCGCCUGAGAAAAAGGUGUCGCUGCUGUUACGCGUGUGCAAGCUCAUCUACACCAUCAUGCAGGACAACUCAGGGAGGAUGUACGGCGCGGAUGACUUCCUGCCCAUGUUGACGUAUGUGGUAGCGCAGUGUGACAUGCCUCAGCUGGACAUGGACAUCCAGUACAUGAUGGAACUACUGGAUCCAUCUCUUCUUCAAGGAGAAGGAGGAUACUACCUAACAAGUGCCUAUGGGGCGAUGGCCCUCAUCAAGAAUUUUCAGGAGGAGCAAGCAGCAAGGGUGCUGAGCUCUGAGGCCAGAAACACUUUACAUCAGUGGCACCGCCGUCGCACUGCUCAGCGUUCGGCACCCACAGUGGACGACUUUCAGAACUAUCUACGUUUAGCCCUGCAAGAUGUGGAUACAGGCUGCACAGCCAAAACCUUACUCGUCCAUUCAUACACCACGACAGAAGAGGUCUGCUCACUUUGUGCUUCUAAAUUCAAGCUUUCAGAGCCUGAGCGCUAUGCUCUCUUUCUGGUCACCGAGGACACCUGCCAGCAACUGGCGCCCGACACGCACCCUCAGCAAAUCAAAGCUGAGCUUCACAGCCGACCCCGUGCAAAGACCUUCCAUUUUGUCUACAGAAGGGUGCCUCAUCUAAACCUUUGUAUACCGGCCUCCAUUAUUGAUAUUUGAGUUGAACAAUGAGGGAAUAUUUCCCCAAAUGGCCGUUACUUAUAUGCAACCAGUCACUGAUAUUCAACUAGUGUUCUCGUACUUAAACAAGAUUGACUGAUGAUGCGUUUUAAUGGUUCUGUCAUGUGGGACGUUGGACUUCGGGGAAAGUGGUAUGAGUCAUAAUGGGCCCUUAAACAUCUAUUACGGCAACAUUUUGUUCAUGGCCUCAUGUUAGCAAAGAUACUGUACGUGAAAGAGGAAAUUCUGAGGUUUGAGAUGCAGAAGAAAGUUGGUUGUUUUUUGUUUGAUUCUAAACAUUUGGAUAUGCAGACUGUCUGAAAAAGCAGCGAUGACAUAUGAUAAAAGCCUUUUAUGUAUUUAACUUAUCCAUUAACUGCUGUAAUUCCAUUCUGCCUUCAAAAGGAAAUCGAAAUAGUGUCUGCUACUGCAAGCAUUCGGAUCACCAAGUGAUGAGCUGUCUUCAAUGAACAUGAACUAUGUAAAACCACGUCAGCUAUUGUUACUAUUAAUGUUUCACUCCUGUUUCUUAGCAAUUGCUGGUCAAUUGUGACUUGUAUGCAAUAUCACACAUUUUAUAUUCAAAUGAUCCUUUUCAUAUAAUUAUCUCUAUGGUAGCAAAGAUUGGUGUUCUGCCGUGGACUUGAUACGUGACUCUUUCUUUUAUUUAUUUUUUUAAUUUUUUCUUACUCAAAAGCAUUUGUGUACUGCCAUAAAGUUUGCUCCAAACAAAAUAAUAUGACAAGAUGUCACAAUACAUUUCAACAUGAC